CCUAAAAACCCUCUCGUCUUCCUUCCCCUUUAUACUUGUUCCUUUUAUCUCUCCCGGCUCGGCGGCUGAGUUCAUUGUUCCGACACCACUAGAGAGUCUCCUUGCAAUUCUCCCGUCCUGUCUUCGUCUCUUAGAAACCUUAGUUUCGAGGUACCUUUUGGAGUCUACAAGACGAGGUCUUUCUAUUGCAAAACCAAAGAGGAUGUCGAGGAUCUGUGUGAAGAAUCUGCCUAAAGAAGUGGCAGAGGCUCGUCUUCGAGAUGUUUUCUCAAAGAAAGGAGAAAUCACUGAUGCUAAGUUAUUGCGCUCCAGCGAAGGUAAAAGUAGACAAAUGGCCUUUAUUGGAUUCCGUAGCGAACAAGAAGCUCAAGAAGCUAUUAAGUACUUCCACAACUCUUACCUUGAUACUUUCCGUAUCUCUGUUGAGAUUGCUCGUAAAGUCGGAGACGACAACGCUCCCCGUCCCUGGAGUCGUCAUUCACUCAAGAAACAAGAAAACAGUGGAAAGUCUUCAAACGGAGGAGGCUUAAACAAAAAGGAACAAGAGGUUGAUGAUGAUCCUAUGCGCCAGGAGUUUCUUGACGUUAUGCUCAGGGGUAAGUCCAAGAUUUGGUCCAACGACACGUCGGUUGCUCCAUCCGUUAAAGUCUCUAAGAAAGAGAAGGUCUUGGUGAAGAAAGCGGACGAGCCUGUUGUUGUUUCCGAGGCUGCUAAGAGGUCAUCAGAUACUGAAAAGAGUAAAAAGAAGAAGGUUGUUGCUCCCACUGAUGAUGUUGAUGAUUUGGAGUACUUCAAGAGUAGGGUUAAGAAAAACCUGUCGGAUUCGGACAGUGAUAGUGAAACUGGUAGUGAUGAAGAUGAAGAUGAAGCUGAUGAUGAUGAUGAUGGUGAAGCUGACGCAGACGGCGAUGAUGGUGACACUCGUAUCUUUCCCCUUGAUGGCGAUGAUGAUGAAGCUGGGGGAGCUGAGAAUGAUGGCGAUGAUGAUGCCAUGGAGGUAGAAGAUGGCAAGAUGGCUCAAGAUUCAAAAGUUGACAGUGAUGAUGUUCUCCAGACUGGUCGCCUUUUCGUCCGGAACCUCCCUUACACUGCAACGGAAGAAGAUCUUAUGGAACAUUUUAGCCCAUUCGGUGAGAUAUCGGAGGUCCAUCUUGUUGUUGACAGGGAGACAAAAAGGUCCAAAGGAGUUGCCUACAUCCUCUACCAGGUUCCCGAACAUGCAGCAAGGGCAAUGGAGGUAUUAGAUAACGAUUUUUUCCAGGGGCGGUUGCUGCAUGUUUUGCCGUCCAAGCCUCGUAUAACGUCUGAUAAACAAGCGGAUGACACUUCUAAUCUGGCUAAAACAUUCAAGCAAAAGAAGGAGGAACAAAGAAAGGCGUCUGAAGCCGGUGGAAACACAAAGGCUUGGAAUAGUUUGUUCAUGCGACAGGACACUAUUCUAGAUAACACAGUCAGGAUGUAUGGCGUAAGCAAGAGCGAGCUACUUGACCGUGAAUCUGAUGAUCCUGCUGUACGCUUAGCUCUGGCGGAAACGAAAGUGAUUGCGGAGACCAAAGAAUCCCUUGCUAAGGCUGGAGUAAAUGUAGCUUCCUUGGAAGCGUUCGCUGCAGGGAAAGGCGACGAGAAGAACCGAAGCAAACAUAUCCUCUUGGUUAAGAACUUACCAUUUGCUUCCACUGAAAAGGAACUGACACAAAUGUUUGGAAAAUUUGGAAUAGAGAAAAUUAUUCUCCCUCCAACGAAGACGAUGGCCUUGGUUGUUUUCCUUGAACCGGCUGAUGCACGUUCAGCUAUUAAGAAGAUGGCAUACAAGCGUUACAAAGAUGCUCCCCUGUAUCUGGAGUGGGCUCCCGCAGAUAUCCUUGAGCCGAAAGCACUUCCCGAGAAGAAUGAAGAGAAGAGCGUUACUGGAGGAAAUGAUGUGAGAAGAGUCAACUUGGAACAGGAGGUUAACCUCGAUCCUGACGUAACUGAGUCAAAUGUCCUUCAUGUUACUAAUCUGAGCUUCAAGACGACGGAUGAGGGUUUGAAGACGCAUUUGGAAGCCCUGGUGAAACAUGGAAAGAUUCUGAGUGUGAAGAUAAUGAAGCAUGUAAAGAAAGGGAAGAAUGUUUCAAGCGGUUAUGGUUUUCUCGAAUUCGACUCUGUAGAGACAGCGACCAGUGUCUGUAGAGAUCUUCAGGGAACUUCUGUGGAUGGGCAUGCUUUGAAGUUGAGGUUUACAGAACACAAGCGGAGGGACACGGUUGCGAAAGGCUCAGAAAAAAUUUCAACGAAGCUAAAUGUGAAAAAUGUACCUUUUGAGGCAACCGAGAAGGAACUAAGACAGCUUUUCAGUCCAUUUGGACAGAUCAAGGGCCUCAGGUAUCCAAAGAGGAAUUUUGGACAGCACGCAGGUUUUGCUUUCGUUGAAUACAUGACAAAGCAAGAAGCUUCAAACGCUAGGAAAGCAUUGGCCAGUACACAUUUGUACGGACGUCAUUUGGUGACCGAAUUUGCCAAAGAUGACAAUAGCAUGGAAGAGAAGAGGCGUCGUUCUGCUGCUAAGUAUGAGGAAAACGAAACUCCAAAGAGAAGGAAAACAGCUGAAUAGCCCAACAACCCCUCUGUUAAAAAGUUGUGUUGAACCAUGGUGUGAUGAAGUCUGUCCACUGUGAUUCUCCAUGGUUGAAAUUUUGCUCUGUACUGCCUUCAUCUACUUGUUUGAUUUUAUUUGUGUUUUUAAGAGAGAAAAAUGUGCGACAGACAGAUACUCUAUAGAAUUUCUUGUUUUCAGAA
Raphanus sativus (radish) is the source of this 2778-nucleotide messenger RNA. RefSeq lists its product as uncharacterized. Lineage: Eukaryota; Viridiplantae; Streptophyta; Magnoliopsida; Brassicales; Brassicaceae. The transcript is spliced from 14 exons. Gene Ontology annotation, biological process: positive regulation of mRNA splicing, via spliceosome. The record is from RefSeq and is a predicted model, not a curated record. Gene Ontology annotation, molecular function: RNA binding. Gene Ontology annotation, cellular component: spliceosomal complex. Bases 203 to 2593 code for a protein of 796 amino acids.